AUGGCUGGCGAAGUGUCGAAAGGAAAGGAAAAGCGAAAACUAACAAGAACUGAUCGCAGCCUGGCUCAGGGUGUUCUACAACAGCAUUCAUUUCUUACUGAUCCUAGCGAAGUGAAAAAGAUGGAGAAAGAUUUAUUAGACUUAAUGAAAGAUUUUAAUGAAGGAAAAUUACAUGCAUUUGGUAUGAGGGUUUAUAUUACCCCAAUGUGUCCUAUUUUAUAAUAUUUAAUACUCGUCAAGGGGAGAGCAUUCAGAGCAAAGGCGAGGACUAUCUGCCCACUCUGUCUAACACGAAAUGAUUUUGGUACUGUCCCUUAUUAGCCUGAGUUUUAUUCAGGCAUGAUGUGGCGAGCAAGCUCCAUAUAUACCUCGGGCAAGAACUUGAGUCCAAAAACAACUCGUUCCCCGAGCCUGCAAUCCUCGGGAAGGAACGCGAGGCUCUGGGAUAAUCCGUUGCCGGAAGCCAGGAUUCCUGACUAAGAUUGAACUACGCAUUUCAAUGGCCAAUCAGAUUCCUCCCUGAAACGGAUUAUCCCAGGGCCUCGCGUUCCUUCCCGAGGAUAACAGGCUUGGGGAACGAGAUUGGUCCAAAAAGUUAAUGCAAGAUGGCAUAAAUUGAGGAGCGAUUGGAUGUCAAUUCCAGUCCUUUUCUACUGUUUUUGUUUGCACGGUUAUCAUGAAGCUGGCAAGAAGUGUGCCACAAUUUCACAUUUUGACUUCAAUCUUUAUGAACUGAUAACUUCAUUAGUGAUACAGUCCAUUAGAAAAGCUGGUGUUGGCUGGGAAUAAUGGUUUUAAAACUGUUUAUGACCUUCAUAGCUAUUGGACUUCAAUUCCCACCAUUUUGACUUCACUUUUCUCAUAAGCUGAAUGACUGAAAAUUCUUGCUCCAGACAUAUAGAGAUCACUGGAUGUGGUUACUAAAAGGUGUGGGAAAGUGUCAUGUCCUUAAAUGAUUGUGAAACCCUAAUAUGAUCCUUUCAGUUUUAAUGAAAUAAAGUUUUGUUACACAGAUCACUGCAACCGACCAUAGAGUAAAACAGCAUACAACUGUAUUAAAUAGGUAAUGAAUACACUCUUGAUAAAAUGGAUCAGAUAAGAGAGUCACAAGAAUGUUUGGCUCAACUUCAUUUUGAACUGGAUGUUGAAGAAUCACAUCGGUAUUCAAUUUAAAGUUUAUUUAUUUUAUCUCAAGACUGUUUAUAUUUUAGUUAAUAUCAGUUCAUAACAAUUUUAGUUCAUAACUAUGUGUGUGCUGUUUGUUUUGAUUCAAUUAAUUAUUAAAGUCAAUAAGGAUUGAUUAAAAAAAUCAUUUUUGUAGGAAAGAACAUGAGGAAGUUGGUCGAAAUAGGAACUUGGAAAGACUCAUGAAAGAUGUAAGUUAA
Messenger RNA from Paramuricea clavata, 1385 nucleotides. The record is from the annotation of a GenBank genome assembly. Lineage: Eukaryota; Metazoa; Cnidaria; Anthozoa; Malacalcyonacea; Plexauridae.